AUGUAUCCUGGAUCCAACAUCAUCCAGGAUCAAGGAUCCUUAGGGAGUCAACAACCCAGAAGCUCUGAGAUUCAUGUGGGAGACUUCAUUCCCAUGCAAACUAUUGCUUCAUCUGGUCCCACAGUUGCACUAGAAUUUGGAUUCACAUCUGGAAUCCCAGCCUCAAACCAAUCAGGAGGUAACACUUUCAAUACAUCUUACAAUGCUAACCGUGGUCUUGUGCAGGAACCAGGGAUCAACCAGGCAAUGGCUAGGGAGUUGCAAAAAUUUAAGGAUAUGAUAUCCAGCGUCCCAAGAGUGGUUAAGCCCAUUCCUGAGAUCCCGGAUGGGAGUCACAAGGUGUCUCGCUUUGCACCACCCAUAUGUAAUGCGGAGAUACCGAAGCGAGUCCAAACACCAAAUAUGAAGCUCUAUAAUGGUACAACUGAUCCAAAAGAGCAUGUAGCACAAUACAGGGAGAGAAUGGAGAUCAACCCCGUUCCAGAAAGGUUAAAAGAAGCCUGUCUUUGCAAGGGUUUCGGAUCCACAUUGACUGGAUCAGCUCUGAAAUGGCUGCUAAGUCUUCUUCCUUAUUCAAUUACUUCAUUUUCUAAUUUGGUUAACUUGUUAAAUAGUCAAUUUUCAUGUAGUAGGAGAUUUGAACGGUUAACUAGAGAUUUAUAUAGGGUCACCCAAGGUCAUAAUGAAUCAUUAAGGGAUUACAUAACUAAAUUCAGUAGAGAAUCCUUAGAAAUCCCUAACUUAGAUAUUGCUACAGCUGUUGAAGCUUUUAAAAUGGGUUUGCUUAAGGAUUCUCAGUUCUAUGAUGAUCUUAACUUAGGUGACAAGUCCAGAUGGCCGAGGAAAAGUGACAAGCCAGCUGCUAUCAAAGACAAAUCGAAGUGGUGUGCUUAUCAUGAAGACUUUGGUCAUCUCACAGAUGAAUGCAUAGCACUAAGGAAUGAGAUUGGUUACCUUAUGAGCAAAGGAUACUUGAAGGAGUUAUUCGGAAGGAAGAAAUCAAGGAUCCAAGAUUCUGAGGAAGUCCCUGAAAAGGCUCCUCCACCAGUCGAUGCUCAAAUUAUUCAUUUCAUCUCCGUGGCUCUGAUAUCUGUGGACCCUCAUCACGAUGGUCUAGUUAUUACAUUAAGCUCAGUGAACAUCAUCCAGUUAGAUGUCCUCAAAAGAAUGAACAUUCCUGAAUCCGAUAUUGUUCCAAGAUCAUCUGUCCUUGUGGGAUUCAGUGGAGAGAUGAAGAAUACAUUGGGGGACAUCAAACUUCCUAUUUAUAUAGAGGGAGCCAUGGAUACACGAUAUGAAAGCAAUCCCCUCAACAUAUCAUCAGUGUGUGAAACUCCCUACUCCAUGGGGUGUGGUGAAGAUCGAAAGUGA
Molecule: messenger RNA, 1371 nt
Organism: Helianthus annuus (common sunflower)
Lineage: Eukaryota; Viridiplantae; Streptophyta; Magnoliopsida; Asterales; Asteraceae
Exons: 4
Coding region: 1-1371 (456 amino acids)
Source: RefSeq, a predicted model, not a curated record